CAAAUCGCCUGUUAAAAACACCCUUUAGUAUAACUGUGAUUUAUCACACGCAUAUUUCAUCGCCUCUACCGUUUAUUACAAACGGAAAGCGCAGCUCGCGGUGCCCCGGAAGGCCUCGCCGAGGCAGUUCCGGGGCGGGCGGCGGCCAUUGCGCGGUGACCGAGGGGACGCCGCGGCCAUGGGGAAGCACUUCGGGAACCUGGCGCGGGUGCGCCAUGUCAUCUCCUACAGCCUGUCGCCCUUCGAGCAGCAAGCCUUCCCCAAUGUCUUGUCCCACAGCGUCCCCAACGUGGGCCGCCGCUUCGCCUCCCAGGUGUUGAAGGUGGUGCCCCCUCUAGCCCUCGGUUACCUCAUUUAUUCCUGGGGCACGCAGGAGUUUGAGCGGCUCAAGAGGAAGAACCCGGCUGACUACGAGCACGACCAGUGACCAGGAGCAGUGACCAGUGCCCACGAGCAGUGCCCACGUGGCUCCGGAGCUCCCCGGGGACCUGCUGUGCUUGUUCCCAUGGCCGGAGGGGAUUAACAGGGAGAUAAGCCUUGGCUAAUAAACUGUAACUUUGCCCCAUGA
Molecule: messenger RNA, 568 nt
Organism: Pyrgilauda ruficollis (rufous-necked snowfinch)
Lineage: Eukaryota; Metazoa; Chordata; Aves; Passeriformes; Passeridae
Product: cytochrome b-c1 complex subunit 8
Exons: 2
Coding region: 179-427 (82 amino acids)
Biological process (GO): mitochondrial electron transport, ubiquinol to cytochrome c
Source: RefSeq, a predicted model, not a curated record